AUAAAAACAGUGUCGUUUCACUGAAAGGUUUUAUGCAGUGUAAAACCUCAGCUCGCAGGAAAGCAGCGAAUUUGUGAACUUCAGAGAAAAAUCGGUCGUCAAUGGCGUCUGCUCUAUGUAGAACUGCAAGCCGUCUUCGUUCCAUCCAAAAUUUUCGUCGGAUUCGCGUCUCGAGCGAUCUACUAUCGGCAUCGUCUCCUUCUCCGGCGUGCAUCUCCGACGCGCUUCGUCAUGGAGAUUUCUCUCUUCCUCGAUCGUUUUUUUCACUUAACUGUGGAAUUGAAUUGAUGAAGAUGGAUCAGAGAUGUUUGCUGAGUACUUCUGCUUCUGAUACUACCUCGAAACCUGACUCCGGUAAAUCGGAAACAAAAUCUUCCGAUAAGAAUGAGAAAUCUGGAGGAUCAGAGAGUUCUGAUGGUGGUUCAGAUCAGAAAAACGAGCGUGCUUCUGGAAAAGACGUUCGUGGAGGGCCGGUUUCAUGGAUGAGCUUUUUCUUGCUGUUUGCUACUGGAGCUGGAUUGGUCUACUAUUAUGAUAGAGAAAAGAAACGUCAUAUCGAAGAUAUAAAUAAGAAUUCUAUAGCCGUCAAGGAGGGACCAUCUGCAGGAAAAGCAGCCAUUGGAGGACCAUUCAACCUUAUAAGAGACGAUGGGAAACGUGUGACGGAGAAAGACUUGAUGGGAAAAUGGUCCAUCUUAUACUUUGGUUUCACUCAUUGUCCCGAUAUCUGUCCUGACGAGCUUAUUAAGUUAGCUGCUGCCAUUGACAAAAUAAAGGAAAAUUCGGGAGUAGACGUGGUGCCAGUGUUUAUCUCUGUGGAUCCUGAAAGAGACACAGUUCAGCAAGUACAUGAAUAUGUCAAAGAAUUUCACCCGAAAUUGAUCGGGUUAACCGGGAGCCCUGAAGAAAUCAAAUCGGUGGCCCGAUCUUACCGGGUUUACUACAUGAAGACUGAAGAGGAAGAUUCAGACUAUCUCGUUGAUCACUCUAUAGUCAUGUACUUGAUGAGUCCGGAGAUGAAUUUUGUGAAAUUUUACGGGAAGAAUCACGAUGUUGACUCGUUGACUGACGGCGUUGUAAAAGAGAUCCGACAGUACCGGAAGUAAAGAGCCUUCUUUGCAGUACACUUAGGUGAUUAAUUUACAUUAUUCCCAUUUUUGGAAGUUCACCAUUAAUAAGAAUUCUCAGUACAC
Arabidopsis arenosa is the source of this 1193-nucleotide messenger RNA. Lineage: Eukaryota; Viridiplantae; Streptophyta; Magnoliopsida; Brassicales; Brassicaceae. The record is from the annotation of a GenBank genome assembly.